Molecule: messenger RNA, 624 nt
Organism: Rhea pennata
Lineage: Eukaryota; Metazoa; Chordata; Aves; Rheiformes; Rheidae
Gene: FMR1NB
Product: FMR1 neighbor
Exons: 6
Coding region: 1-624 (207 amino acids)
Source: RefSeq, a predicted model, not a curated record
AUGCUGCAAGGAGUAACUGGCACUCAUCUUCUGUGGAACUGUGCGAUUCUGAUGUUCCAUAGCAUCGAUUCAAAUUUUGCAUCACCAACUCAGCGUGUUUUAGAAAAAAGUGAAGUGACACCCAGCGAACUUAAAGCAAAACUGAAAGAUACAUCAGAAGCUCUUGUAAACUUCUUCAUUCCAGUAACAUGCCGUCACAAAGACAAGCAAGCCUUAAUCCCUUGUCGCGUAGGAGAGAGCAUUAACAGAACAGAAUGCUUGGAAAAUAAGUGUUGUCCUUCCAAAACCAGCCAUGAACUGAAAUGUUAUACCCCAUUGAAAGACAAUCUGCAGCUGACAUUUCGAUUGUUUGUGCUUGGAGCAGGAGGAUUAUUUAUUUUGGGGUGUCUACCAUUUUGUUGCUGUGCCUGUUUGCAGAGGAGUCAAUGCUUCAAUCCUUUACGAAGUGCAAAUAAAGAAGUAGAACGAAUCGUGCAGAAGAAAAGAGCACAGAGUGAAAAUAACCAUGGCUUUUUAUCGAAUUUACUUAAGAAAACCUUCAAGGAUCGUAAGAGCAAGAAAAAAGAGGGACAUCCAGCUAAUCUCGAAGACCUCAAGCAGAACCAGGACACAAGGCUUACUUAA